Molecule: messenger RNA, 1353 nt
Organism: Ananas comosus (pineapple)
Lineage: Eukaryota; Viridiplantae; Streptophyta; Magnoliopsida; Poales; Bromeliaceae
Product: cytochrome P450 78A1-like
Molecular function (GO): iron ion binding; monooxygenase activity; heme binding
Source: RefSeq, a predicted model, not a curated record
CAAGUGACGCCGUCAAGUCUGACCGCGGACCAUCCGCGCAUCGGGUCGACCCACCUCUUCGCCCCGCGCCGCGUCGCCGCCCACGAGCCGGGCCGCCAGUCGGACUGCGCCGCCAUGCUGGCCGCCGUGUCCGCCGAGCAGUCCCGCUCGGGGUCCCUUGUCCUCCGUCCCCACCUCCAGGGCGCCGCGCUCAACAACAUCAUGGGCAGCGUCUUCGGCAAGCACUACGACCUCCCCCGCCGCGACCCCGAGGCCGAGCGCCUCAGGAGCAUGGUGCACGAGGGCUUCGAGCUCCUCGGCGCCUUCAACUGGUCCGACCACCUCCCCUGGCUCGCCCACCUCUACGACCCCGCCCGCGUCAACCAGCGCUGCUCCGCCCUCGUCCCGCGCGUCUGCCACCUCGUCCGCGCCAUCAUCCCCGACCACCACAACUCCUCUGCCUCGCCCCCGCAGCUCGGCGACACUGCCGACUUCGUCGACGUGCUCCUCUCCCUCCAGGGUGACGAGAAGCUCGAAGAGGACGACAUGAUCGCGGUUCUCUGGGUACGAAAUGAUGACACGACGGCGCUGCUGACGGAGUGGGCCAUGGCGGAGCUGGUGCUCCACCCGGAGGUCCAAUCGAAGCUCCGCUGCGAGAUCGACGCCGUGGUGGGGCCCGGGCGCCACGUCACCGAUACCGACGUGGCGCGCAUGCCCUACCUGCAGGCCGGGGUGAAGGAGACCCUCCGGGCCCACCCCCCGGGCCCGCUCCUCUCCUGGGCCCGGCCCUCCACGGCGGACGUCGCCGGGAACGGCAUGGUGGUCCCCGCGGGCACCACGGCCAUGGUUAACAUGUGGGCCAUCACCCAAGACCCGGCGGUGUGGGCCCGCCCUGAGGAGUUCUCCCCUGAGCGGUUCGUGGAGUCCAAGGGCGGCGCCGACGUGGACGUGCGCGGCGGGGACCUGCGCCUCGCGCCCUUCGGGGCGGGCCGCCGCGUGUGCCCCGGCAAGAACCUCGGGAUCGUCACCGUGGGCCUCUGGGUCGCCAGGCUAGUCCGCCACUUCGAGUGGGCCCCCGCCGACGCCGCCCCUGUCAACCUGUCCGAGGUGCUCAAGCUCUCCCUCGAGAUGAAGAACCCGCUCACCGCCGUCGCAGUCCCCAAAAACACCACUGUUGAGGGCUUCUGAAUCGCUGGCAAUCAAUAUCGGCCACCACCGACCGCAAUAUCAAUAAACUAUUACUAGCCAGUAAUAAUAAAGGUACUAGGUGAUACAGUAAGUCGAGUUCCAAUUUUGGAAAUGCUAAGUUUGGAGCUCCUGUUCGUUUUGGCUUGUUUGUUUUAUUUGUUAUCGCGUCUUAUGUUUCAAUUAAAU